Pocillopora damicornis (cauliflower coral) is the source of this 1549-nucleotide messenger RNA. Its product is annotated as protein sidekick-1. Gene Ontology annotation, molecular function: protein binding. The record is from RefSeq and is a predicted model, not a curated record. NCBI's taxonomy places the organism in Eukaryota, Metazoa, Cnidaria, Anthozoa, Scleractinia, Pocilloporidae.
GUCAUCUUGUUAUCAAACGAAACUACUCGGCCUACGAAGAGACUGAUUGUUUUUCUGAAACCGCGGACGAUAUUUCUACAAAUCAUACAAAGCCAAGUUUAAAUAGUGAGGAGACAAUCUUUUUUCGGAUGAACUUUCGUUUACAGAAGACCGGUCAAGCAAAACGAUCGUGAUACACGCAUACCGUGACUGACUCAAUCGAGAUGGCGCACUUUAAUCAUUGUUUCCGGGUAGCUUUUCUCGCUGUACUUUUUCCACUGACUUCAGGAGCCUGUGUUGAUUUAGAUCUUGGAAUGGGAAGUAGAACUAUUCCAGAUAGUAAAAUAACUGCUUCUUCAGUACAAAGUGUCAGCACACCAGCAAAGAAUGGUAGACUGAACUUCACAUCAGGAUCAUCGUGGUGUGCAGGAACAAGUGACACUAACCCAUACCUACAGAUUGAUCUACAAACACUUCAUAUCAUCUGUGCUGUGUCUACUCAAGGGAAUUCUCAAGCAGAUCAGUGGGUGAAGAACUACACUCUACAAUUAUCCACGGAUGGGAUAAGUUGGAAGAACUAUACGGAAUUAGGUGGACAGGUUAAGAUUCUGACAGGAAAUACUGACAGGAACUCAGAGGGAAAGCAUGUUGUUUAUGGUAUAUUAACAAGAUUUUUACGAUUCCUGCCACGAACGAGCCAGGGUGGGAUGUGUAUGAGAACAGAGGUAUUUGGAGUGAAAAAAAACCCAACUUGUGAAAUGGAGGCCAUUGGUUUGGCGUUUGGUGGUACAAUUCCAGAUAGCAGCUUUUCUGCCUCAUCGCAUUAUGAUCAUAGGUAUAAACCCUCUAAUGGUCGACUUAAUGGAAAUAGCCGGGGUUGGGGACCCAAAACUGAGUUCGAUCCUGCUGACUACCUCCAAAUUGACUUUCUGUAUGAGUAUGUUAUCUGUGCUGUUGCUACCCAAGGAGCUAAUGGUAUCAAUGAGUGGACAAAAAAAUACGAGAUUCAGUUAUCAGUGGAUGGUACCACUAUGGUUACCUACCAAGAAAACAAUGCAGACAGGGUCUUUCUCGGAAACUCAAAUCAAAAUAGCGUCGUAAAAAACAGUCUCCAGGAAUUUGCAAGUGCAAAGUUUAUCCGUUUUAAGCCAACGGCAUACAAUAACUUUAAAGCUCUGAGAGUGGAAGUUUAUGGAAUACUUCUAACAAAAGUUCCAUCACAACCUCCGGCAGCCUUCAAGUUAACUGCAAGCUCUUCUACCAGCAUCACAGCUUCCUGGCAGUUGCCACCAGUCUUUGCCAGACAUGGAAGAAACAUUACAGGGUUUAAACUGUUCUACAAAAAGAAAGGUUCUGGUGGAUCAGCAACAACCUUGACUAUUAGCAAGGGAUCGACAUUAAGUAGAAAUGUCACCUGGCUUGAUAAGUACACAGAGUACGAAUUUAAAGUGUUGGCCUUCACCUCUGAUGGUGAUGGACCAAAGAGCGCUGUUGAGGUGGAGAGAACAAAGGAAGAUGGUAUGUGAUAUGAAGGCGAAAGAGAAAAGAUUAUCACAAUUUUUUUAUGAAU